Neolamprologus brichardi is the source of this 863-nucleotide messenger RNA. Lineage: Eukaryota; Metazoa; Chordata; Actinopteri; Cichliformes; Cichlidae. The record is from RefSeq and is a predicted model, not a curated record.
GCUAAGAAGAUGAAGUCAUCCGACAGACCCAGCAGGAACCUGCAAGAUGUCCCUCCUCACGCCUCACUGGAGGAGAUCAAACAGAGGAAAGUGCUCGACCUCAGAAGAUGCUUUAGAGCCAGCUCAAUGCCCUUUUUUGUCCCCUGGGGUCAGGAUUUCCUAAAGAAGGGCACUGAAGGAGCUCUGAUGAAACUGACACAAGGCCUGAAGGACGAGUCCAUGGCCUACAUUUACCACUGUCAGAACCACUACUUUUGCCCCGUGGGGUUCGAAGCCACGCCGCUCAAAGCAGCAAAGGCGUACAGGGGCGCUCUUCCCACUAACGAAAUGGAAUACUGGAUCUUAAUCGGGGAACCCAGCAGAAAACAUCCGGCUAUUCAUUGUAAAAAGUGGCUGGAUAUCGUGACUGACCUCAACACCCAAAAUCCAGAAUACCUGGACAUUCGCCACACAGAGAGGGGGAUUCAGCGCCGCAAAACCAAAAAGGUAGGUGGAAACCUGCACUGCAUCAUGGCUUUCCAGAGGGUCAACUGGCAGAAGCUUGGCCCCUGGGCGCUGAAUUUGGAAAACCUGCGACACGACUUUCACCAAUCUGCCACGGAAAGGGCCCACGCGAGCGACGACAGCGAAGAGAGGACGUCAGCCAAGCGGAUGGCCCAGCUGGGACGCUCGCACAGCAUGGGAAGCCAGAAAGACACCAGCUGGAAACGCCAGUCCAACAGCACAGAGUACAGACAGCGCAGCUCGCCCGACAGCGACCUCGAAGAAGACAUCACAGACUGAAAGGUUCUUAGGGAUGAGCAGGAUGAGGACUGAGUAUCUAAACAGUAGUGAAGUUAGGAAGUUAAAGAAUAGGUCUGGAG